Molecule: messenger RNA, 5303 nt
Organism: Passer montanus (Eurasian tree sparrow)
Lineage: Eukaryota; Metazoa; Chordata; Aves; Passeriformes; Passeridae
Gene: FAM168A
Product: family with sequence similarity 168 member A
Exons: 9
Coding region: 16-1008 (330 amino acids)
Biological process (GO): positive regulation of base-excision repair
Source: RefSeq, a predicted model, not a curated record
GCCUGCAUUUCUUACAUGUCCCAUUUCUCCUUCUGCUCCAGUGGAGAGCUCUGGAAUGCUGUGAAGACUCCCUGCCCAAGCACACUCCUCUCCGGAUUAUCUCCAUCCCAAGGAAGCUCGUAUCCAAGAGAGUUCCCGGUCUUCCACCAUGAAUCCUGUUUACAGCCCCGUCCAACCUGGGGCUCCCUACGGAAACCCGAAGAACAUGGCCUAUACAGGUUAUCCAACAGGCUAUCCCACUGCUGCCCCAGCCUACAAUCCCAACAUGUACCCAACCAGCAGCCCCGGCUACGCCCCAGCCACACUUCUGAUGAAGCAGGCCUGGCCCCAGACCUCCUCGUCCUGUGCCACCGAGGGCACCUUCCACCUCCCGGUGGACGCUGGCACCGAGAACAGAACCUACCAGGCUUCUUCUGCAGCUUUCAGGUACACCGCGGGGACUCCCUACAAGGUGCCACCGACCCAGAGCAACAACGCCCCUCCUCCCUACUCGCCGUCUCCGAACCCGUACCAAACCGCGAUGUACCCCAUCAGAAGUGCCUACCCACAGCAGAACCUGUACACCCAGGGAGCUUAUUACACCCAGCCCGUGUACGCGGCCCAGCCCCACGUCAUCCACCACACCACGGUGGUGCAGCCCAACAGCAUCCCCUCUGCCAUCUACCCGGCCCCGGUGGCCGCGCCCCGCACCAACGGCGUGGCCAUGGGCAUGGUGGCUGGCACCACCAUGGCAAUGUCAGCAGGAACCUUGUUGACCACCCCCCAACACACCGCCAUCGGAGCACAUCCAGUGUCCGUGCCAACGUACAGGGCUCAAGGAACCCCCACCUACAGCUACGUACCUCCACACUGGUAAACCACUGGCCAACCAUAUCCGGAGUCAAACAUUGUAUGCAACUACACAAGUCUUACAUCGGCGCUGCGGCCGCUGGGCUGCAGCGCCUCGUCUGUUUGCAAGAACAAAAGAAAAAAAAAAAAAGUGCAAGGGUCACUUUAUGCAUUCUUUAGUGGUUUUUGUAAAAGCUGCUUUUUCUAAUCUUCUGCCUCUUUUUUUCCCCCCUUCCUCCCCCUCCCACAUGAAUUGUGUAACACACAUACUGACACUGAGCAAUAGUCAAGUUCUCUCUUCGGUCCUAUCAUUUGAAAGCUCAGAAUCUUCACUUUUCCAGCAUUGCCCAGCUGAGUGGUGCAGAGAUCCCCCCACUUCUUGUUCGUUUGGGUUCUUUUUGUUAUUUUUCUGUUGUCGUUGUUGUUGACAAGAGCCUAGAUUUUUUUUGGCUAGUAAGAGUGGUUGAUGUUCAGGGUACUAUGUGAAAAGCACAGCGCUGGUAGGCAGGCUUAUUCCGAUUUGGUUUGGGUAUUUUUAGUUGAAGAAUAUAAAUUAUUCAAUCUUUCAUAACAUAUUACAGGAAAAUUGGUGUCUUCCAGAUAGCUGUCGUGAUAGAUUAUAAAUGCAUUAUCUGCAGUGGAAUUCUGAACUCAUCCCUUCUUUUUGUAGGAGUAAGAGAAUAUAAAUAUAAUUAGCGACGUAACACACUUGUCUUAGGAAGCACGAGGACUGGUCACCAGCGGGUCUUUGGUCUGCUUUUUCCAACUGGGCACAUGGAUCAUGGGUGAUGGGAAGGGAGCAGCAGGAGGAUGCAUGCCCUGGGAGCAUCUGGAACCCCUUGGGAAAGCGGGAUGCUCCCCCUCAGCCACGUCCUGGGGCAGUGUGAGGGAGAAGGAGGCUCCUUCCCUGUGUGGCUGCUGUUUGCAGGCAGAGAUGUGCUGGGCAGCUGCUGAGGGAAGCAAGGACAUGUCCAAAGGUUGGGCUGGAGAGCUUCUCCAGGUCCAAGGGUUGAUCUGGAGAGCUUCUCUCAGGUUUAGGUUUGGUCUGAAGAGCUCCUCCAGAUUUAGGGUUUGGUCUGAGGAGCUCCUCCAGGUUUAGGGUUUGGACUGAGGAGCUCCUCCAGGUUUAGAGUUUGGUCUGAGGAGCUCCUCCAGGUUUAGGGUUUAGUCUGAGGAGCUCCUCCAGGUUUAGGGUUUGGACUGAGGAGCUCCUCCAGGUUCAGGGUUUGGUCUGAAGAGCUUCUCCAGAGUAUGGUGGUGUGGGAAAAGAGGGCGUCUGGUUGAUGGAGAUGAGUCUUCAAGGCAGGGUGAAGGCAAGGUGGGUGGCUUCAGCUGGCACCCAUGGUGCUGGCAGGGCUGAGACCAAACUGCACUGCCUCCCUGGCAGCUGAGGUGUCCCCCUCCCAUUCCUUGGGUUACAGCUCCAAAACUUCCAGGAGAAAUGUUCAUCCAAGCACAAAUACCAGCACCGUGGAGGAAGGCUGGGGAGGGGGAUGAUGUCUGGCUGCUCUGCUUGGGGAGGUGGCAGAGGAGGAAGCAAUAGCAAUAAACACGUCGCCUCCUUCACGGGAAGGCACCUGAGAAGAGGUGACAGCAGGGAAGGUGAUCCACAGCUGACAUGGAGCAGGAUGGGGGACGCUGGGCACGCCGAGGCUGUGGGCAUCAGGGGCAUUUGGGGGGUUUUGGCUUACCCAGGGACAGGAAGCUGGUGACAUCCCCCCUCGGGGUGUCCAAGUAGAGCAAUAAGUUGUCUUGAGGGCAGCAGAGGCGGUUUGGAUUUGCAGACAAUGCUUGUGGCCAGUUUGUUUUUAAAUCCUUGUCACCAAACCCAGCAUAGAAACAAGGUUUUUGGGACUUUUUUUUGUUUUUGUUUUUUUUUUUAAGACAAAAGCUUGGUUGGGUUUUGAUUUUUGCCUCAAGUGUGCCAAAAGUGUUCCGUGCUCUCGGCGGAGUCUCCCAGCUUGGCCUGUGCUCCUGGAGCUCCUUCCCUGGAGCAUGGGCCAGGUGGGGAGUAACAAGCCUAGGGAUCCCAGGAGGACUUUCCCUCCCACUGGCUGGUCCCAGGAGGUUUGUCAGGUUGGGUGUUGGCACUUCUGUUUGGGGGUCAUUUGGUUGAUUCUGCUGGUUUUGCAGGAAAGCUAGAGCAAAGCUCUGGUUGCCCUCCUCAGCCUCAAGAGGAACAAAGUGGGGGGAGACUGCUGUGGGGUGGGGAAGGGGCACCCUUGGGCUGCACUUUGGGCUGGUAUUGAGGGAAAGGAGAAGGAAAAAAAAGAGCAAAUAGGCAGCGGGUUCCCCAUUUGGCUUGGCAAAGCCAAGGAUUAGUAAAGAGCAGCAGGACCUUGGGAAAUAACACCAACACAUCAUCCUUGCACUGUUUGUAGCACAUUGCAGUUAAUCCUGGGCCAAAAAAUCCCCAGAUCCUAAGAACUGAAGACUUCUGAGAUCCCUUUUUCCCCCUCACAUGCUGACUUUGUGUUACACACCAGGAGCUGUCUGUCAGCAUUGAGUCAGGCCUCCCAAUGUAAAGGCACUCUGGUUUGGGGGGUCCAGCGAGAUUUGGGGUCCCUGUCCCAGCAGACACCAUCCCACCACUGCCCCAGGCACCCUGCACCACCUUAGGAACCACUCCUAAAAUUCUGGCCCGUGUGUGGAAAGGAGAUGUUGGGCUUUCUCCUGGAAGGAAAAGAAACUUUAAAGGUGGGGGAGAAAGCCCCAGGAGUGGAGCGUGGUGGGUCACCCAGUGUUCCCACUGAUGAGCCCUGACACGGGGCAGUUGGGUUUUAAUUCCUUUGCUCAAAUAUUUCAUUCCAGCAAAGCUUUGCUGAUGUUGGUUAAGGAAAAGGGUUUUCCACAGUGAAGAAUCACACCGGGCAGCAGUGAGGGGUGAAAGCAUCCUUAGCAGCCACUGAAGUGUCUGAGAUUAAAAUUCCAGCUAAAGAGGAAGGAAAAAUAACUCUGAACCAUUAACCCAUCCCAGACCUUACCUUUACUUCAAAACACAAGCUGCGAGGUGAGAUGUGGGGGGGAAAUGGGAUUUCAGUGGUGGUGGUGACCCCCACAGCCCAGCAGCCCCUUGGAGCCUGAGGCCAUCAUGCCUCCAAGUGGCUGAACCCUCCAGGCAAGGAUUUGCUACUGCAUUUUAUGAAUAAUAAAUCACUCCGUUCAGCAUUGUUGCAGUUUUGGGAUGCAAUUCCCAGGAAAUGUUAUUUAAGGGGUUUGUUUUAAUGAGGGGUGUUCAGAGCAUCAGGUUUUCCUCCAGCCACCAGCAUCCCACUGAAUCUGGUCCUUCCCAGAGAGACCCCCCUGACUCUUUGCCAUCCCCUCUGGGAAUGUGGGGAUGAUGUGGUUCCCAGCUGGAGGGCAUGAAAUGGGAUCCUGGUUUUUUGAGCAGGAUGGAAAAAAAUAACAUUUGAGGCUUUAUUUUUGGUAAAAUCCAACCAGCCAACAAUAGCAAUAAGAGCUGCUGGAUACCCAUAAAUCCAGGUGUUUUUGGUUUGGGUUUUUUUUCCCUAAUUGCCAAUACUUUCAGGCCCUCCAGCUGUGGUGACCCUCUGCCCAUCUUCCCUUUGCUUUGCUCCUGAGCCAGGAUCAGCCUCCAAAUAUUUUCUCUGCUGUGUGUUAGCAUUCCCUUAGGGGAAAAAAAAAGGAAAAUAAAGCCUGUGAUGGAGCUUGGGAGGGAGGAAAUCCUUGGAAAAGGCAUUUCUGUGGCAUGUUGCACCACGGCACUUGGAGAUUCUCUGGCAAUCAGGUAAAAGAACUUGUGGGAAUGUUUGCAGGGCAGGAACAGCAAAAUCUGUGGUUUGACAGGAGCGAUUCCCAUUUGGAAGCGCUCGGUUGUGCUGCUUGUAGGGAAUAAUCUUGAUGCAACAUGGCCACCUGCAGCCUCCCUGCAUCCUCCUGCAAGAGAUGGAGCUGGAAUUUUCCAGGGGGAAGAGGGGUUCAGGAUCAGGGGAGGGGUUUGUAGGGAAGCAUGGCAAGGUGCAGGAUCACACCCAAACCCUCCCAUUCCCACAACACGGCCUCGACCCACACCAGGCUCCCACCCCUCUUUCUGUGUAAUUAAUUUUAAAUUGAUUUUGACCACCAGACCAGCUCGUUUUUAAGUAUUAUUGGACCUCUUAAACAAAAAUAAAUACCAAAAAAAAAUUCCCUGAAAGAACAACAACAACAAAAAAUUUAAACCCAAGAGUAACCACGUCUUCCAAGUCUACAUCUCACAGGUGUGUAGGGAACAUGGCCUUGGACUGAUGCCCUGGAGAGCCCCACAGCCUCAGUUUGUCCAUCUGAAGUGUAAAUUUGGGGUUGUUUUCCCGUUUGUUUUCUGUUCUGGUUUUGGUUCUGAAGAUCAGGUCGUGAUCUCCCUGACAGAUUUCAGCCAAGAGUUUGUAACUGUACGAUAUUUACUGUAAGAUGUAGAACAUUCGAUAACUAUUAAAAUGUUUCCAAAAAAAAAUUAAAUAAAUAAAUAAAAGAGC